CCUAGCCAGUACGCUCGGGGAAAAUAUUCGUUCUGUAGUCUUCGUGGUGUGAGGUGCCGUCCGAAUCUGUUCCUUUGUUCAAAAUGGCUGCCCUCAGUGAUGCUGUCCUCGAUGCGUUGGUAUUUGAGCAUUUAUCGAAAAAAGACAAAACGUUUGCGGCUGUAUUCCAGAAAAAGUUCCAAUCGUCCAAAUUGCCGAAAGGAGCACCAAAGUUGGAUGAAAUAGUAAAACACUAUCAAUCCACUAAAUCGAAGCUUUUGUUGAACAACAAACAAGAGGAAGAGGGAUCCGAUUCGGAUGAAGAAGAAGAAUCCGACGAGGAGGAAGAAACCCCUGCACCUGCGACUAAUGGUAAAGCUGUAAACGGUAAGAAGGCCACAAAUGGUUCAGCAGCUGUGAAAAAACAACAGGAAGAAUCUGAUGAGGAUGAGGAGGAGGAGGAGGAUGAUAGCGAAGAUGAUGAGGAUGAAGAGCCGGCUCCAAAACCGGCAGCCGUAAAGGCGCCCGCGAUGAAAGGGGCAACAAAGGUGACACCUCUCGUUAAGAAACAACAAGAAGAAUCAGAAGACGAAGAUGAUUCGGAUGAGGACGACGACGAGGACGAGGAGGAGGAGGAUUCUGACGAAGAGGAGAAACCUACCACUCAAAAGCCCCAGAAGCAAAAGCCGGCACUAGCAGGACAGAAACGUAAGGCAGAGGAUAAUGAGGAUGAGGAAGACGAUGAAGAUGAGGAGGAGGAGGAUGACGACGAGGAGGAAGAGGAUACGCCUCCACCAGUGCUGAAGAAAGCCAGUGACAACAAGCAGCCCCAGAAAAACGAAAAGGUCACCGUAAAUGGCAAACCUCUGACUAAUGGAAAACCGCUAAUGAAUGGAAAUGGAAAGAUAAGGCAAAGUGAUUCUUGUGAUGAUAGUAGUUCCGAAAAGGAUACUAAAGCUACUUCAAAACAGACGACUGCGGUGAAAAUUCCUGUGAGGACACUAGCAUCCGCAAAGAAGGCAGAAUCGUCUGAUGAUAGCUCUGACGAUAGUUCAGAAGAGGAUUCGAAACCAACGGCAAAGAAACCUGCUCAAGCUGUUACACCGAAAGCUACCGCUAAUGCCAAGACGCCUGCAAAGACAGCUACGCCAGCAGUUGCUAAGAAACAGCAAGAAGAGUCCAGCAGUGAUGAUUCUUCCGAGGAGGAGCAAGAAACAUCCAAGAAACCAACAGUGGCUCCAAAAGCAACUGCUGCUACCUCAAAGAAGGCAGAAUCGUCUGAUGAUAGCUCUGACGAUAGCUCAGAAGAGGAUUCGAAACCAACGGCAAAGAAACCUGCUACAGCUGUAACACCGAAAGCUGCCCCUAAUGCCAAGACGCCAGCAAAGACAGCUACGCCAGCAGUUGCUAAGAAACAGCAAGAAGAGUCCAGCAGUGAUGAUUCUUCCGAGGAGGAGCAAGAAACAUCCAAGAAACCAACAGUGGCUCCAAAAGCAACUGCUGCUACCUCAAAGAAGGCAGAAUCGUCUGAUGAUAGCUCUGACGAUAGCUCAGAAGAGGAUUCGAAACCAACGGCAAAGAAACCUGCUACAGCUGUAACACCGAAAGCUGCCCCUAAUGCCAAGACGCCAGCAAAGACAGCUACGCCAGCAGUUGCUAAGAAACAGCAAGAAAAGUCCAGCAGUGAUGAUUCUUCCGAGGAGGAGCAAGAAACAUCCAAGAAACCGACAGUGGCUCCAAAAGCAACUGCUGCUACCUCAAAGAAGGCAGAAUCGUCUGAUGAUAGCUCUGACGAUAGUUCAGAAGAGGAUUCGAAACCAACGGCAAAGAAACCUGCUCUAGCUGUUACACCGAAAGCUACCGUUAAUGCCAAGACGCCAGCAAAGACAGCUACGCCAGCAGUUGCUAAGAAACAACAAGAAGAAUCCAGCAGUGAUGAUUCUUCCGAGGAGGAGCAAGAAACAUCCAAGAAACCAACAGUGGCUCCAAAAGCAACUGCUUCUACCUCAAAGAAGGCAGAAUCGUCUGAUGAUAGCUCUGACGAUAGUUCAGAAGAGGAUUCGAAACCAACGGCAAAGAAACCUGCUACAGCUGUAACACCGAAAGCUGCCCCUAAUGCCAAGACGCCUGCAAAGACAGCUACGCCAGCAGUUGCUAAGAAACAGCAAGAAGAGUCCAGCAGUGAUGAUUCUUCCGAGGAGGAGGAAAAAACAUCCAAGAAACCGACAGUGGCUCCAAAAGCAACUGCUGCUACCUCAAAGAAGGCAGAACCGUCUGAUGAUAGCUCUGACGAUAGUUCAGAAGAGGAUUCGAAACCAACGGAAAAAAAACCAGCUCUAGCUGUUACACCGAAAGCUACCGUUAAUGCCAAGACGUCAGCAAAGACAGCUACGCCAGCAGUUGCUAAGAAACAACAAGAAGAAUCCAGCAGUGAUGAUUCUUCCGAGGAGGAGCAAGAAACAUCCAAGAAACCAACAGUGGCUCCAAAAGCAACUGCUGCUACCUCAAAGAAGGCAGAAUCGUCUGAUGAUAGCUCUGACGAUAGUUCAGAAGAGGAUUCGAAACCAACGGCAAAGAAACCUGCUACAGCUUUAACACCGAAAGCUACCGCUAAUGCCAAGACGCCUGCAAAGACAGCUACGCCAGCAGUUGCUAAGAAACAGCAAGAAGAGUCCAGCAGUGAUGAUUCUUCCGAGGAGGAGCAAGAAACAUCCAAGAAACCAACAGUGGCUCCAAAAGCAACUGCUGCUACCUCAAAGAAGGCAGAAUCGUCUGAUGAUAGCUCUGACGAUAGCUCAGAAGAGGAUUCGAAACCAACGGCAAAGAAACCUGCUACAGCUGUAACACCGAAAGCUGCCCCUAAUGCCAAGACGCCAGCAAAGACAGCUACGCCAGCAGUUGCUAAGAAACAGCAAGCAGAGUCCAGCAGUGAUUCCGAGGAGGAGGAAGAAACAUCCAAGAAACCAACAGUGGCUCCAAAAGCAACUGCUGCUACCUCAAAGAAGGCAGAAUCGUCUGAUGAUAGCUCUGACGAUAGCUCAGAAGAGGAUUCGAAACCAACGGCAAAGAAACCUGCUACAGCAGUAACGUCGAAAGCUGCCCCUAAUGCCAAGACGCCUGCAAAGACAGCUACGCCAGCAGUUGCUAAGAAACAGCAAGAAGAGUCCAGCAGUGAUGAUUCUUCCGAGGAGGAGGAAAAAACAUCCAAGAAACCAACAGUGGCUCCAAAAGCAACUGCUGCUACCUCAAAGAAGGCAGAAUCGUCUGAUGAUAGCUCUGACGAUAGCUCAGAAGAGGAUUCGAAACCAACGGCAAAGAAACCUGCUACAGCUGUAACACCGAAAGCUGCCCCUAAUGCCAAGACGCCAGCAAAGACAGCUACACCAGCAGUUGCUAAGAAACAGCAAGAAAAGUCCAGCAGUGAUGAUUCUUCCGAGGAGGAGCAAGAAACAUCCAAGAAACCAACAGUGGCUCCAAAAGCAACUGCUGCUACCUCAAAGAAGGCAGAAUCGUCUGAUGAUAGCUCUGACGAUAGCUCAGAAGAGGAUUCGAAACCAACGGCAAAGAAACCUGCUACAGCUGUAACACCGAAAGCUGCACCUAAUGCCAAGACGCCAGCAAAGACAGCUACGCCAGCAGUUGCUAAGAAACAGCAAGAAAAGUCCAGCAGUGAUGAUUCUUCCGAGGAGGAGCAAGAAACAUCCAAGAAACCAACAGUGGCUCCAAAAGCAACUGCUGCUACCUCAAAGAAGGCAGAAUCGUCUGAUGAUAGCUCUGACGAUAGCUCAGAAGAGGAUUCGAAACCAACGGCAAAGAAACCUGCUCAAGCUGUUACACCGAAAGCUACCGCUAAUGCCAAGACGCCAGCAGAUGCUAAGCAGCAGAAAGAAGAAUCCAGCAGUGAUGAUUCUUCCGAGGAAGAGGAGGCAACGACGAAAAAAUCAGCGGCUGCAGUUAAUAAACUGUUGAUGUCAAACGGCAAACGAAAAGCAAAAUCGUCGGAUGAUUCAGAUAGCUCCGAGGAAGAGGAUUCAAAACCAGCAGCAAAGAAGCUUGCCACGUUGAGUUCAACUAACUCAAAAUCUUCAUUGAACCCAGCAAAGAAAGGCUCUUCAGAUUCGGAAACGGAAGAUGAUGAGCCUUCAGAAGAAACAAAUAAAUCAACUAUUCAAGUAGGACAUAAAAGAAAAAUGGAUGAUCAACAUAACCAGAGCAAUCCUCCAGCCAAGAAAGUAAAUCCCUACAGCAACUUCGUUAGGUCUAGUGAUCAGCAGGAUAACUACAAUAACCAGAUUGAAACUCCACCCAACAAAGGAAAUUUUAAUAAUCAGAAUGGAAGCGCCAGCAGUGGUUUCGGUAGCGGACGCAAAUCUUUCACCAACAGCGAUGAAAAACGUGGUGUACAGCGGUUCCGCCGCGUACGGGAGGAGGAAAUUGAAAUUGAUGAACGGCUAAUGGAUAAUUCUUACGAAGCUAAGCAAAAUGCAUACGGUGCGUUCGGUGAACGAGCAAAUCAGAUUUUAAAGAACACGAAAGGCAAAUCGUUCCGCCACGAAAAGACGAAAAAGAAACGUGCUGGAUACCAGGGUGGAUUUAUAGAUACAUCUGUAAAUUCUAUCAAGUUUGAAGAUUAGAGUUGCUUCGCUUAUAAACAACGGCAAAAUAGGGUGUAAAAAAUUGUUCAUGCUAUUUAUAUGGAAACCUAGAAUCACUUUCCUAAUUGCGAUAGGAAGUACGUUUAUUUGCGAUAAAUAGUAAGGUCUCAUAUUGUUCAUGGGGUAUAUUCCUGUGGAAGAUAAUAUCAUAUGCCGCUAAACAAUGAUUUAAUUUUUGCGAUAAAUUCAAAAUAUCUCGUUUAAUUAACGCAUCUUUUGUAAAACUUUAUUCAAAUCAUUCAAACAGCGAUGUACGGUUUAUAACAAGUCAAGAUUAUUCACUAUCCGUUCUUAACGUGUACGUGCGUACCAGUUAGCAAGCGUAACUGAAAAGUAAAUGUUCACAUUUUACGUACAUUAAACGGAUAUUUAUUUCGUUAUAGGAGUUUGAAUUAUAUUAGAAUUUGAAUGGCCUUUUAUAUUCUUUAUUGCAAACGUAUAUGGUUAUGGUAACAAAAGCAUCCAAUUUAUAUUGUUUUGUUCCGUUACAAUAGUAUAUGCUGUAUUAAUAAAUUAUAUUGAUCAUGUCAGAAAUGAUCAAAUAAGACAUGACAGAAAAUUAGAAGUGUUUAUUCGUGUAUUAUCUAGUAAACAACAUACAAUAAAUAUAUACACAAGCUCUUACUUGAUACUA
This is a messenger RNA of Anopheles moucheti, 5268 nucleotides long. RefSeq names its product nucleolar protein dao-5-like. NCBI's taxonomy places the organism in Eukaryota, Metazoa, Arthropoda, Insecta, Diptera, Culicidae. The transcript has 5 exons. Bases 84 to 4613 code for a protein of 1509 amino acids. The record is from RefSeq and is a predicted model, not a curated record. Gene Ontology annotation, cellular component: nucleoplasm; nucleolus.